AUGUCAGACGAUUUAGCUGCUACAUUUAGCAGUCUAGUGCUAGAGAAUUGCACAGAAGAAACAAUGCAACUAACUACUAAAGAUGAUAUAAAAUUUGACAAGAUUGAGGUUAGUGGUAAAACCUGUUCUGAUGAAGAAGGUUCAAUUUAUGGGGAAGUUGAUGAAGCCAUUGCGGAGAAAAGUUGGUGGAAGCGUUUUUACUACAAACAUGUUGUUGUGGAUAGCGCCACAUUGAAUGUUUCUUUGACUCAAUCCUUUUUGUACAAUUAUGAUUUGAAGCCUGUGGAAGAAGAUAGAAGACUUUGGUCAUGGCACAAUUACCUGUGGUUUUGGUUGGCCGAUUGUUUUAACAUUAGUACUUGGCAGGUCGCUGCAACUGGUAUGCAAUUAGGUUUAAAUUGGUGGCAAUGUUGGGUGACUGUGUGGAUUGGUUACGCCAUGGCCGGUGCUUUUGUUGUGUUGUCUUCUAGAGUUGGUGCCACAUAUCAUUUGUCAUUCCCAAUCAGUGUGAGAGCUUCUUUCGGUAUUUUCUUCUCCAUGUGGCCUAUUAUAAAUCGUGUGGUGAUGGCAAUCGUGUGGUAUGCUGUUCAGGCAUACUUGGGUGGUUCAACUGUCUCUUUGAUGUUGAAAUCAAUUUUCGGUAGAGAUUUGAAUGAGAGAAUUCCAGACCAUUUUGGCUCACCAAAUGCUACCACUUACGAAUUCAUGUGUUUCUUCCUCUUUUGGGUUGGAAGUAUACCGUUUUUGAUUGUUCCACCACACAAGCUGAGACACUUGUUCACCGUGAAGGCUGCUUUGGUUCCGUUUGCCGCCUUUGGAUUUCUGAUUUGGGCCGUUAAGAAAUCUCACGGAAAUAUUGCCCUAGGUACUUUGAAUGAUGAUGCACCACACGGUUCUGCCUUCAGUUGGGUUUUCAUCAGAUCUAUGAUCGGUUGUUUGGCCAAUUUUGCUACGUUGAUCGUGAACGCUCCUGAUUUCUCAAGACUUUCAAAGACCCCAUCGUCCUCGUUAUGGACUCAGCUUGUUGCGAUUCCAUUCUUAUUUUCCAUCACUUGUCUAAUUGGUAUCAUUGUGACUGCGGCUGGUUACGAGUUAUAUGGUAUCAACUACUGGUCUCCAAUUGAUGUGCUGGCGCAAUUCUUAGAAACCACUUACACAAGGGGUACUAGAGCUGGUGUUUUCCUGAUUUCAUUUGUCUUCACGCUUGCACAAUUGGGUACUAAUAUCUCAGCCAACUCUUUGUCUUGCGGAACAGAUAUGACUGCAUUGUUACCCAAAUACAUCAACAUUAAGCGUGGUUCAUUGUUUUGUGCUGCUAUGGCGCUCUGCAUUUGUCCAUGGAACAUGUUAGCUAGUUCCAACAAAUUCACCAUGGCAUUGUCCGCUUAUGCCAUCUUCCUUUCAAGUAUUGCCGGUGUAGUAGUUUCCGAUUAUUUUAUCGUGAGAAGAGGUUACUUGAAGCUGACUCAUUUGUACUCUAAUCAACCAGGCUCCUUCUACAUGUAUAACAACAGAUUCGGUAUCAAUUGGAGAGCCGGUGUGGCCUACCUUUGUGGAGUUGCUCCAAACCUACCUGGUUUUAUUGGAACCGUGGGUGCGCCACAAGUCACAGUAUCUGACGGCGCACUCGAGUUGUAUUAUCUGAACUAUUGGGUCGGAUUCUUCAUUGCUGCCUUAAUCUACGUCGGUUUAUGUUACAUCUCCCCAGUCGCAGGUACACCUGUGAAGAACAUUCUUCGCGAUAAGGGCUGGUUCCAAAGAGCUGCUGACGUCGAGGACUUCGAACAGGAAUGGAAGAAGGAACUCAGAAGGAAAGACCUAUAUGAUGACGUUGUUGACGUCUACGAAUACGGUAACCAUAAGACUUGUUGGUAA
This is a messenger RNA of Torulaspora delbrueckii, 1875 nucleotides long. RefSeq names its product uracil permease (gene FUR4). The record is from RefSeq and is a predicted model, not a curated record. Gene Ontology annotation, molecular function: nucleobase transmembrane transporter activity. Gene Ontology annotation, cellular component: plasma membrane. Gene Ontology annotation, biological process: transmembrane transport; nucleobase transport. Bases 1 to 1875 code for a protein of 624 amino acids. Lineage: Eukaryota; Fungi; Ascomycota; Saccharomycetes; Saccharomycetales; Saccharomycetaceae. The transcript has a single exon.